Molecule: messenger RNA, 1728 nt
Organism: Verticillium dahliae VdLs.17
Lineage: Eukaryota; Fungi; Ascomycota; Sordariomycetes; Glomerellales; Plectosphaerellaceae
Exons: 2
Coding region: 1-1728 (575 amino acids)
Cellular component (GO): spliceosomal complex
Source: RefSeq, a predicted model, not a curated record
AUGGCAUGGGGAGCGGGCCUGUCAUGGCUCAACGACAAUGACCUGCGGCGAAUUGAAGCAAGGAACGACGGUUUUGGCACUGGGCUGACAGGGCACAUCUCGGACCCAACUCCCAAGACCGAAUCAGGGCCAGAUGACGAUCAUAACUCCCGCGCACCUUCACUCACGCAUAGUGAUGGCAUCGACGCCGAAGAAGACGAUGACGGCGAGGGCCGCUUCUUCGGUGGCGGCGUAUCGAGGCAGGAAACCGAAAUCAUGGACUAUGUUGCUGCUCGUGGGGACGACAUCCCGAUUCCAGAAAAAAUAGACAACACUUGGCUUCGGAAGACGGCUCUGAGCUUCGAAAGACACAUCAACAAAAACGCUGAACUGCGGGCGAAAUUUGAGAACGACCCUCAAAAAUUCAUUGCGAGCGAAGCCGACCUCGACGCAGCCAUCAAGGACUUGUCGAUAUUGUCAGACUACCCCAGUCUUUGGCCGGAGCUAGUGCGCCUCGGCUGCGUGGGCAGUCUUGUUGGGCUGUUGGCGCAUGACAACACCGACAUUGCGAUUGACGCAGUAGAGAUUAUUGGAGAGCUGACUGACGAGGACGUGGCGGCCACUGAUGACCAUUGGAACACACUGGUUGAUUCCAUGCUCGAGGCAGAUCUGGUUGACCUACUUGUCUCGAACCUGACACGCCUCAAUGAGAAUGAUGAGGCUGACCGCAGUGGUGUCUACCACGCGUUGUCUGUCGUCGAGAAUAUUCUUUCACGGCGAUCUAUUGCUGAACGGGUUGGUCAGAGUGACCUCUUGGUGAAUUGGCUCUUGGCAAGGAUCCAGCUGAAAGAGGCGAUCGUGUCGCAGAACAAGCAGUAUUGUGCUGAAAUACUCGCCAUCAUUGCGCAAACAUCAUCUCAAACACGUGCCAAGCUCACCUCUCUCGGCACUGUCGACGCCGCGUUACAAUUGGUGGCAGCCUACAGGAAGCGCGAUCCUGAGAGGGGCAGCGAGGCAGAGUACAUGCAGAAUCUCUUUGAAACUCUAACAUGUUUAGUCGAUGAGCCCGAAGGCAAAAUUAAACUGCUCGAAGCCGAGGGCAUAGAGUUAUGUUUGAUCAUGCUAAGGGAAGGAAAGGCGAGCAAAAUGCCAGCUUUGCGCCUACUCGACCACAGCACGGCCGGGAUGGCCGGCGGCGAAACUUGUCAGAGGCUGGUUGAGGCUGGUGGGUUAAAGAAUAUAUUCACCAUAUUCAUGAAACGACAAGACGGCCCGACUGUGGAGCAUCUGGUUAAUAUCUUUGCAUCCUUGCUGCGACUUCUACCUCUGAAUUCAGCAGAGCGAAUACGUACCCUGGCCAAAUUUGUCGAGAAAGGAUACGAAAAGACCGAGAGAUUGGUGACAGUCCGGAAAGACCUUGCCUCUAGGCUCAAGAUUGUUGAGCAGCGUAUACAAGCCGAGCAAGAUGAGUUUGAUGAGGGUGCCGGGGCUGAGGCGGCGGAUGAGUGGCUGUCUUGGAGACUGGAAGGUGGCCUCUUUGGUCUGCAGGCAGUGGACAUCGUGCUGGCAUGGCUCGUUGCAGAAGACAGCGGCGCACGUGCUACCAUUGAGAGGCUGUUUGCCGACCAGGGUGAAAAUUUGGAAGUCCUUCGCAAGUCCCUGAAGGGACAGCUCGACGACCUUGGCGAUGAAGUGGACAGAACCAGCGAUAAGAAAGACAUGUUGGGUGCGCUUCUCCAUUUUGUGUAG